This is a messenger RNA of Phytophthora infestans T30-4, 722 nucleotides long. RefSeq lists its product as uncharacterized. NCBI's taxonomy places the organism in Eukaryota, Oomycota, Peronosporomycetes, Peronosporales, Peronosporaceae. The transcript is spliced from 3 exons. Bases 84 to 722 code for a protein of 212 amino acids. The record is from RefSeq and is a predicted model, not a curated record.
CCGAAGUUCAUUAGGCAACUCUGUUCCUGGCCCCGACGCAGCUCUAGACUCUUCAAAAACUAACCAGCAAGAUGCCCACUGCAAUGGAAGACGCGAGUAACAAGGCACGCAGGUGCAUCAAUAACCCGAAAAUGCUGAUUACUUACCUGUGGUUCGUCACGAUGCUCUUCGGCUUCAUGUACGCGAUCGCUGCCAUCGUCGCGGCUGUCAACAAUGACGGCGAAGGGGAAAGCGACUCCAAGUCGCUGGGCUUUGUGGGCGUCUGGGCAAUGAUUCUCAUCGUGGCACUGUCGGUCGGAGGCACGAUGGUGAUGCGCAAGCACCAGACCCCGCUGGCAGUGGGCUUCCUUAUUGGCGUCGUGCUGAUGAUGUCUCUACAGAUGUUCUCGCUAUCAAUCAUCUUCGCGGGCGCCGCUUAUCUGGCCCGUAUCGAACGUGCAAAGGGCGACGAGCACACCAACGUGCACUCCAACGAGGCCGGCUCCGUCUUCUCGUUCUUCAUGUUCGUCUGCUACCUGGCUUUCACCAUUGUGCUGGUGCGCCACCGCAAUAUUGUCAUAAAGGAGGGCGUAAAUUUGGACCCAAAUGCCAUCAACAACGACAUCGAGAAGAACCCAGCGGGCACCGGCAGCAACAUGACCACUACCACCACGGCCACGUCUCCUCGCGUCAUCCGCACGGACGUGGAUGCCCAGCCACUGGCUCCGCCCGUCAGCGUCUAA